This is a messenger RNA of Scomber japonicus (chub mackerel), 2406 nucleotides long. RefSeq names its product K(lysine) acetyltransferase 2A (gene kat2a). NCBI's taxonomy places the organism in Eukaryota, Metazoa, Chordata, Actinopteri, Scombriformes, Scombridae. The coding region runs from base 1 to 2397 and encodes 798 amino acids. The record is from RefSeq and is a predicted model, not a curated record. Gene Ontology annotation, cellular component: histone acetyltransferase complex; nucleus. Gene Ontology annotation, biological process: chromatin remodeling; positive regulation of transcription by RNA polymerase II. Gene Ontology annotation, molecular function: histone H3 acetyltransferase activity; protein binding. The transcript is spliced from 18 exons.
AUGUCAGACCCGGCGGCGGCGCAGGGCCUCCAACCCCGGCUUCUCCAAGCCCAGGCGACUGGGUCAGCUGGGUCCAGUACCGCCGCCACAGGCUCCGGGUCAGGGAGCAGUGAUCCGGCCAGACCGGGACUGAGCCAGCAGCAGCGUGCGAGCCAGAAGAAAGCCCAAGUUAGAGCUUUUCCACGGGCGAAAAAGCUCGAGAAACUUGGCGUAUUCUCCGCAUGCAAGGCUAGUGAUACAUGCAAGUGCAAUGGAUGGAAAAACCCAAAUCCACCGACAGCCACUCGUAUGGACCUGCAGCCGCAAGCAGCCAGCCUGAGCGAGCCUUGCCGCAGCUGUGGACAUGCUCUGGCUGAUCAUGUGUCCCACCUGGAGAAUGUCUCAGAGGAUGAGAUUAACAGGCUGUUGGGAAUGGUGGUGGAUGUUGAGAACCUCUUUAUGUCUGUGCACAAAGAGGAAGACACUGAUACCAAACAGGUCUACUUCUACCUAUUCAAGCUACUGAGGAAAUGCAUCCUGCAGAUGAGCCAGCCAGUUGUAGAGGGAUCUCUCGGAAGUCCACCCUUUGAAAAGCCCAACAUCGAGCAGGGGGUUUUGAAUUUUGUUCAGUACAAGUUCAGCCACCUGGCACCAAAGGAGAGACAGACCAUGUUUGAGCUGUCAAAAAUGUUCCUCUUGUGCCUAAAUUACUGGAAACUGGAGACGCCAACGCAGUAUCGCCAGCGCACCCAGAAAGAUGACGGGACAGCGUACAAAGUGGACUACACCAGGUGGCUGUGCUACUGCCAUGUCCCUCAGAGUAAUGACAGCCUACCGCGUUAUGAAACCACUCAGGUGUUUGGUCGUAGCUUGCUAAAGUCCAUCUUCACUGUGACGCGACGCCAGCUCCUGGAGAAAUUCAGAGUGGAGAAGGAUAAACUGUUGCCAGAAAAACGCACGCUCAUCCUUACACACUUCCCCAAGUUUUUGUCCAUGUUGGAGGAGGAAAUCUAUGGAGAGAAUUCACCCAUUUGGGAGGCGGACUUCACCAUGCCUGCCUCUGACGGCACACAACUGGGACAUCAGACAGUGAUCAGUCCUGCUGCAGUGUCCGGCUCCCCCGCUCUGGCCAAGGGUCUGAGCAGUGGCUCCUCUCUGGGCAGUUUGGACACUGGAGGUGCAGAGCCCAUCCCAGGAGAGAAACGUAAACUUCCAGAGGCGCUGACAUUGGAAGAUGCCAAGCGGAUCCGUGUGAUGGGAGACAUUCCUAUGGAGCUGGUCAAUGAAGUCAUGAUGACAAUCACUGACCCUGCUGCCAUGCUCGGACCAGAGACUAAUCUGCUGACUCCAAACGCUGCUCGUGAUGAGACUGCCAGGCUGGAGGAGAGGCGAGGCAUCAUAGAGUUUCACGUCAUCGGAAACUCUCUUUCCCAAAAGUCCAAUAAAAAGAUCUUGAUGUGGCUGGUUGGCUUGCAGAAUGUCUUCUCUCAUCAAUUACCUCGCAUGCCCAAAGAGUACAUCACACGGCUGGUGUUUGACCCGAAGCACAAGACCCUAGCCCUUAUCAAGGACGGCCGGGUCAUCGGAGGCAUCUGUUUUAGGAUGUUUCCCACUCAGGGCUUCACGGAGAUUGUCUUCUGUGCCGUCACAUCCAAUGAGCAAGUUAAGGGCUAUGGUACCCACCUGAUGAACCACCUGAAGGAGUACCACAUCAAACACAACAUCCUCUAUUUCCUCACUUACGCUGACGAGUACGCCAUCGGCUACUUCAAGAAGCAGGGCUUUUCCAAAGACAUCAAAGUGCCGAAGAGUCGUUACCUCGGAUAUAUCAAAGACUACGAAGGAGCGACUCUCAUGGAGUGCGAGCUGAACCCCAGAAUCCCCUACACUGAGCUGUCUCAUAUCAUUAAAAGGCAGAAAGAGAUCAUAAAGAAGCUGAUUGAGAGGAAACAGAGCCAGAUCAGAAAGGUUUACCCAGGUCUCACUUGCUUCAAAGAAGGUGUGCGACAGAUCCCUGUGGAGAGUAUUCCAGGCAUAAGAGAGACAGGCUGGAAACCUAGUAACAAGGAAAAAGGAAAAGAGGUGAAGGACCCUGAUGUGUUAUACAACAUGCUGAAGAACCUCCUGGCUCAGAUAAAGACCCACCCUGAUGCCUGGCCAUUCAUGGAACCAGUGAAGAAAUCAGAAGCUCCAGAUUACUACGAGAUCAUCCGCUUUCCCAUCGACCUGAAGACCAUGACAGAGAGACUGAAGAACAGAUACUAUGUGACCAAGAAGCUUUUUAUUGCUGACCUGCAGCGUAUCAUCACCAACUGUCGCGAGUACAACCCUCCAGACAGCGAGUAUUGCAAGUGUGCCAACACCUUGGAGAAGUUCUUCUACUUCAAAUUAAAAGAUGGAGGCCUGAUUGAAAAAUGAACUCGGCCA